Messenger RNA from Brassica oleracea var. oleracea, 1682 nucleotides. RefSeq lists its product as uncharacterized. Bases 866 to 1450 code for a protein of 194 amino acids. The transcript has 3 exons. The record is from RefSeq and is a predicted model, not a curated record. Lineage: Eukaryota; Viridiplantae; Streptophyta; Magnoliopsida; Brassicales; Brassicaceae.
GUAGAACCCAGUAAACCAAAUGGGUUUUGCUUCAAAGCAAAUGAUUAUUGGAAGUCUUGUAAGCUUCAAUCAAGAUGCCACCAACACAAAUUCAUGAGGACCCUUGAAGAGUUAGAUGAGUCAGAAAAGGUGGUUUCACGAACACCCCCAGUUCAAGCACCUAAUCCACAUGGUUUGCAGCCCAACUAGAAAGGUGAUGGGAUUGUGGAUGAUGCUAAUCCGCACCAUUGCAACGCCUAAGAGUCGGCAAGCAUGGUUUGUUGUGAAUGGUGUUCCUAUUCAGUAGUCCAUCAGGGAGCAAGGUCUCAUCUCAGGUUUAUACUGCUACCACUAUCCUGAGAACUAUAUGAGUGGGUUGAGCAUGAAGUUUGCGGUGAAGCACUUUAGGAAAAUAUUCAUGAAGAAAACAUGUGCCAAACCACGACCCCACUUGUUCAAGAAUGUGGAAGUUGAAGUUCAGAUCGACUGGGACAAUAUGAUAUACAUUGAAAGAGCUCUUUAUAAGACACUUGGAGGGACAAAGGAAAUUUGUUGGAUAUUGACACAAUUAAACGUGAGUAAGACUUUCUUUACGAGAUCAUGGGUGAAGGGUGUUGAAAGAUGUAAAAAUUAUAGAUUAUGGCGAUGAUCAUGAUGCAAUUAUUGAUGGUUGGAAAAAGUUCAUAGUCCGCGAAGGUGGGAAGAUAUUUUGGAAGGAUAUCUUCAAGGAAGAUUUAAGUCUCGAAAUCUAGAGAUAGAACAUCAAGAAGGGAGCAACUAGAGGAGGAGGAGCAUGAGGCUGAAAACGAGCAUGAGAGGAUUUGCGGUGGAGAACCUGUGGCAUAUCUUGAAAGUUUAAAAGAAAUGGUGAUGAGAAUGAUGUCAGAUGACUGCAAUUGAAGGGAAGAUUAAAAACAAGUUUGAGGAUUUAGACACGAGACUAAAGGUGUUCAAUAGGAUAGCAUUCGGAGAGAGUUUUUUGGAAAUAUGGACUUUCAGUAUAAUCAUUAUGAAGAGGGUGGAACGUCUGCAUAAAAAGACAAAGAUAAUGAGGAUAAAGGCAAGGAGGCUGACAAGGAGAAUGAGAUGGAAGAUGGGAAUGAUAUUGAGGAUGAGGAGGUGUUGGGAACGAGCCAGAAAAAAGCUUCAGGAGGAGGAGCAUGAGGCUCGGAACAAGCCUCAAAAGGAGCUUCAGGAUCGGAGGAGCAUGAGUCUGGUAACGAGCACGAAAAAGAGCUUCAGGAGGAGGAGCAUGACUCUGGUAACGAACCUGAAAAGGAGCUUCAGGAGGACGAGCAUGAGUCUGGUAACGAGCCUGAAAAGAAGCUUCAGGAGGACGAGCAUGAGGCUGAUAAUGAGCAACAAAAGGAGCUUCAGGAGGAGGAGCAUGAGGCUGGGAAUGAAACUGGAAAGGAUCUUCAGGAGGAGUCUGAGAAGGAGCUUCAGGAGGAGGCUGAGAACGAGUAUGUGAAAGAGCUUCAGGAGCGGCCAAUGAAAGAGGCAACAUGUAAUUUGUUGUGCUGUGAAUUUGGAGCAGCAGUGACAUUGUAAAUGGGUUAUAACUUGUUCUAACUUUGUUGUAGAUGAUGCUGAGGAAUAUACACUUCGAGUGAUGGAAGCAGGAGCAGAAAAGGUUGAGGAAGAACCUGCGAGAAAAGAAGCGAUGACGAGGCCAGAGAGGGUGUCGAAGCCUUCACGUUUGU